This is a messenger RNA of Trichoderma citrinoviride, 1038 nucleotides long. RefSeq lists its product as hypothetical. The record is from RefSeq and is a predicted model, not a curated record. NCBI's taxonomy places the organism in Eukaryota, Fungi, Ascomycota, Sordariomycetes, Hypocreales, Hypocreaceae. The transcript has 2 exons. Bases 1 to 1038 code for a protein of 345 amino acids.
AUGAGUGCAGUGUCUUCUUCAUACUCAGACUCGCGCGAGUUGCUGGGCGUCCCUAGAGACGCUCAUUCGUUCAGAUCGUCUUACCACAGGUUAGCCAGCAAAUGUCGUCGCAAGGCCUCCUCUCCAUCGAUUCCGACGACGACAGCGCUCGUCUCUGCGGCGUUGACUUCAGCAGCGCCGGUCGUCAAAUUCGAGGCUCGCCGGCCGCGCGUGUUGUUCGUGCCAGAGACUGCGACCAAGCCUUCACAUUCCACCAGCACACUUUCACAUUCCCCUUCCGUGAGCCAGGCAUCGUUUACCACGGCUGUCGAGGGUCAAGGUGCCCCUCUGCCGACUCCGACUCCGUCUCCAGGCCCUACUCCAGCCCGCGUGCGCCCUCGCAUUUCCAUCCGCACAACUUCCAAUGAUGAAGGCUUUCCUCGCAAGACUACGGCUGCUGCCAAAGAAGCACUUUGGAUGAACAGCAGCAAAGAUUCACUAGUCUCUCCAACACCAUCAUCUGCAACACCAGCGUCACCGACAUCGCCAUGGCUGGAGGUCCCUACUUCACCCCACAGUCCUCGGCGAAAUCGCUUUAGUCGAGGACAUUCACCUAUCCGCCCUCUGCGCAAUGCAUCUCAAGACUCUCACACUUCGCAAGCUUCCUUCAAGACCACAAAAUCCCAUGUGUCGAACAACUUUGAGUACAUCUUACAAGCCAUGGGAAGCAUGGUCGACGAUCACGUCAGACAGCUGCGAGGCUCAUUUCUUUCCCCUGUUAGCAGGUCAUCGAGACUGCCAAGAGACCAUUGUCGGGAGACUCUGGUUUCCUUUCAACAGGAGAUUCACGCCCUUCUCCAGAGGCACGCUACGGAUGGUACAAAUACUCUCCGCUACCGUUCGCUCUGGGAGCUGUAUCAUGAGCUAAGAGAGAAGCUUGUCAGCUUUCAACGUGACCUGUCAGCCGAGAGGAUCAGUGACAACUACUGUGAAGAUUUCUGUCAGAGUAUUGAGAGUUAUAAACAUCGGCUGGCUUCUUCUGUAGCCAAUACGUGGUGA